AUGACGAAAGCCACAGAAGCAGGAUUGACUUUGUUUGCCUUAUUGGCAGUCUACUUUGCGUUGUACACCCAGGUGAUACCAUCCCCCCAGAAGUUCCAGCAGGAGAUAUUGCCAUUCUUGCCCUGGUGGGCCCUAGUUGCGUUUGGUUCGUAUGCUUUGUUCACGUUGGGGUGGGGCAUCAUCACGUUCAAGACUAAGAAGGACAAGUACGAGGAAUUAAAGGUUCAGAUUGAAGAGGCUAAGCAGUUUUACAGAUCCAAAGGUAUCGAACUUGAUUAA
Messenger RNA from Lodderomyces beijingensis, 279 nucleotides. NCBI's taxonomy places the organism in Eukaryota, Fungi, Ascomycota, Pichiomycetes, Serinales, Debaryomycetaceae. The record is from the annotation of a GenBank genome assembly.